Molecule: messenger RNA, 6770 nt
Organism: Aplysia californica (California sea hare)
Lineage: Eukaryota; Metazoa; Mollusca; Gastropoda; Aplysiida; Aplysiidae
Product: muscle M-line assembly protein unc-89
Biological process (GO): cell adhesion; axon guidance
Cellular component (GO): plasma membrane
Molecular function (GO): protein binding; guanyl-nucleotide exchange factor activity
Source: RefSeq, a predicted model, not a curated record
CGAAGAAAAGACAUCUCUCGAGACGUCUGCCUCUGUUAAUGUGGAGGAAAGUCAGGUGACUCAACUGUUAGCUGAGGUGACCGAGGUCGAGAGCAAACCCAAGGUCGUUGACAAACUGGAGGAUGUCAAGAUGGAGGCAGGCAGUUCUAUCAAGAUCAGCACCACUAUUGAAGGGACACCCAAACCAGAAGUCACUUGGUCGAAGGACGAUAAAAUGAUUAAAGAUGGCGGUCGCUUCUCUGUGACGUCAGAGACCGACACGUACAGCUUGGAGAUCAGGGAGGCCACAGAGACAGAUUCAGGCUCCUACAAGGUUACAGCCCUUAGCUCUGUAGGAGAGUCAAGUUCGACCUUUGAGGUCAGCGUGGCUGCCGCUGAUGUGUCCGUUGAAGAGGGCAAGAAACGGAAGCCAAGUGAAGAGGUGGACCCUCGCAUUCCCAGGUUUGACGUGGAACCUCAAAAUGUGACUGUUGCUGAUUUUGAGUCUGUAAAGCUGGUCUGUGAAGUAAAAGGUGACCCAGCGCCCACAGUGACGUGGGAGAAGGACGGACGUCGUGUGAGGUCCAGUCGUAGGGUCCGUCUGUACGAGUCACGUGGUUCUUACUAUCUAGAGAUUCCUGACAGUGAGGCCCAGGACAGUGGCGAGUACGUGUGUACGGCCACCAACUCUCACGGCACAGUCACACACGCCGUAAAAGUUCAAGUUGGAGACGUCAUAGCUUCGGCAUCUGUGCCAGAAGAAGAAGCAGAGAAGCCAGCAGCUCUUGUUGUGGAUGCUGAAUCCGACAUAUCUUCAUCAAAGGUUAUGGAAGAGGAAACAUCUCUCGAGUUCUCCAGCAGCGUGGACAUAGAGGAGAGCAAGAAGCCUCAGCCGACAGUGGAGGUGGUCGAUGAGGAAAGCAAGCCCAGAGUUCUGGGUAAACUGGAGGACGUGAAAGUGGAGGCAGGCGGUUCUGUUAAGAUCAGCACUAAUAUUGAAGGUACACCGAGACCAGAGGUCAUGUGGUCAAAGGGUGAAGAGAUCCUCAAAGACGACAACAGGUACACGAUGACGUCAGAGAGUGACGUGUACACCCUUGAGAUCAAGGACGCCACAGAAGCUGACACUGGAACCUACAGAGUUACCGCCCUUAACUCCGCUGGUGAAACCCACACCGACAUAGAAAUCUGUGUGGCGUCCACCGUUGUGACGUCACAGACGACAGAGGUUACUGAGAAGAUUCCAAGUGUGGAGGUGGACCCCCGCCUCCCCAGGUUUGAGGUGGCCCCUGAGAACGCCAGUGUUGCUGAGUUUGAGGCUGUCAAGUUAGUCUGUGCUGUUCAAGGUGACCCAGAACCAACAGUGACGUGGGAGAAGGACGGACGUCGUGUGAGGUCCAGUCGUAUGGUUCGUCUGUACGAGUCACGUGGUUCUUACUAUCUAGAGAUUCCUGACAGUGAGGCCCAGGACAGUGGCGAAUACGUGUGUACGGCCACAAACUCUCAUGGCACAGUAACCCACGCAGUGAAGGUGUGCGUUGGAGAUAUUGAAACGGUUGAGCCUGCCAAAGAAGAAGAGACAGAGAAGCUGGCUAUACAAACAGAGUCCGAAGUGUCAUCAACAAAGAUUACCGAAGAGAAGACAUUCCUCGAGACCUCUUCCUCUGUGGAUGUAGAGGAGAGUCAAGUAACUCAACUGUCAGCUGAGGUGACUGAGGUGGAGAGUAAACCUAUGGUCGUGGACAAACUGGAGGAUGUCAAAGUGGAGGCGGGAAGUUCUAUCAAGAUCAGUACAACCAUUGAAGGAACACCUAAACCCGAAGUUACUUGGUCCAGGGUUGAACAAACAAUUCAAGCCAGUGAUCACUAUUCUAUGACGUCAGAGAAUGACGUGUACACCUUGGAAAUCAAGGACGCCACCAAAGAAGACGCCGGGACUUACACAGUUACUGCCCUGAGCUCUGCCGGGAAGACGACCUCGGACUUUGAGGUCAGCGUGACAGGCACAGUUGAGACAGAGAAGACAGUCCGAGCUCCAAGUCCCGAGGCUGAUCCACGCAUUCCUAAGUUUGUGUUGGCGCCCGAAGAUGUGAAUGUGGCUGAGUUUGAUUCUGUCAAGUUAGUCUGCACUCCGAAAGGUGACCCCGCGCCCACAGUGACGUGGGAGAAGGACGGACGUCGUGUGAGGUCCAGUCGUAGGGUCCGUCUGUACGAGUCACGUGGUUCUUACUAUCUGGAGAUUCCUGACAGUGAGGCCCAGGACAGUGGCGAGUACGUGUGUACGGCCACAAACUCUCACGGCACUACGAGACUGCAAAAGAAGAAGAGAUUGAUGAGAGUUCCUCAGCCCUUGAUAUUCCUGAAGCUAUGAUGGAGUCUUCAGACGAUACUUUCCUGAAGGUGUACCUUAUGCUGACCGACUACACUGACCCUGACACCUCAUUCACCUUCAGUGGUGGUGAGCAGGUGGAACUGCUUGACUCACGACAGAAGAGUGGAAUGUGGUUAGUGCGCGGACGAGAGAAAAAGGAAAAGCCGCAGAAACAAGCCAGAAGAAGAAAGAAAGGAAGCUGACCCACUCUCCAAAGUCUGGCUCCACCGAGUUCGACAUGGAUACCUCAGAAGACGAGCUACGUUUGAGAGGAAUCUUUCCAGACUUCGUGGCCGUGGCGGACUUCAACCCUGUGGACAAGGACAACAACACUGUCCGUUUGUCUGAGGGCCAGAUUGUGGAGGUUAUUGACCAGGAGCGCGCCGACUCGUGGCUGGUGAGGACACGACCCACCAAAAGCAGCCCGUCAAAACAGGGAUGGGUGCCCUCGGCGUACCUAGAGGAGAAGGCGGUGGCUGGACAGUUCUCGAAACGUUCCACAAGAGAGACUUUCAGGGAAGAGGUGCUGCAGGUGAAGAACAAACAACAGGAGGCUACCCUCAAGAGAAGGUACCUGCUAAAAGAGUUGGAGGAAACAGAGCGAGAAUACGUGAAGGACCUCAAGUCACUAAUCGAGGAGUAUGUGGAGCACAUCGCUUCCAGCAGCGAGUCGGUGCCUGAGGCUGUGGCGGAGAGUGCCGAGAGCGUCUUCUCAAACAUCUCUGAGAUCUUCAACUUCCAUGACAGUCAAUUUUCUGCUGACCUGGCAGAAUGUAUUACAAAUCCCUCGGCAAUUGGAGCUACUUUCCUAAAAAGGGAGUUCUGUGCCAAGAAAUCUGAAAACGAGGACGCGCUCCUGAAGCUGCUACAGCGUCCAGUGGACAGACUGAAGAUGUACCAGCUGCUGCUGAAGGACGUCCUUCGCUACUCUGUGAGGGCCGGAGAGGACUGCAGAGAGGUGGAGGCAGCAGUAGCUAUGCUCAUCGCUAUCGAACGAGCUGUCGGUCAUGGCAAGUUGCUUCCCUUGUUGGAGGGGCUGGAAGGGGACAUAACUCAACUGGGAACUCUUCUCAGACAUGAUGACUUCCUCGAGUGGGACGGUGACGUCACCACCAGUAGGGUCAAGGACAGACAUGCCUUCCUGUUCUCGGACAAAGUCAUCCUGACUAAAAAGAAGAAACCUGACAGUGCUUCCGAUCAGUUGGGGUUUUCCUACCGCGCCGCUAUAGAUCUUGUGGACGUAAGGGUGAACGAGUGUGUUGCCGAGGAUGAGCGUAAGUUCGAACUGUGGUUCACCGGGGAUUCAGCCGUCGAGAAACUAACAUUGCAGGCCCGGAGCGUUUAUGCCAAACAAGCCUGGGUCAAAGAUAUAAGGGAAAGCUUGAUCAAAUUAGAAGGGAGAUCAGCUCGCUUGGAGUGUACUAUCGGAGGUAGCCCCAAACCUACGGUGUCCUGGACAAAGGGAGGCAAGCCAAUCAAAGAAGGAGACGGGAUCAGCUUCAUCGUCGAGGGCGACACUUGCAUCCUUGAGUUCAGUGAGCCCAGCUCCACCAACUCUGGAACAUAUACGGUGACUUUAUCUAGUGAAGGGGGAAGUGCACACUCCAGUGUCGAUCUUUUUGUUGUUGAAGACGUAACAGAGUCGGAAACAGGUUCGGAGACAGCUGCCGAGGACAUAGACUCGUCCUGGCUCAACGGGGCAGACGAUAGAGACCUGAUAGACGCCGCCUUAGACGAACUUAAUGAAACAGUAGGAGAAAAGAGGGAAGAAGAAAUUUCUAGCGACAAAAAGGUCAAAGACGACGACGACGAGGCUGAGGUUGAAGAUACUCUUAUCGAGGUAGAAAUUAUCAAGGAAGAGGAGAAGGAACAGCCACAAGAGGAUCGUGGAAAAACCGAAGAUACAGCUACCACAGAGAAGGCAGUCACUGAGGCAGUAGAGGAAGAGAGCGUUGAGGAAAGUAAAGUUCUAGCGAAAGAAAAAGAAGAAGUCCAGGUCUCUCCUGAGGAAGGUGUAGGCAAGACUGAAGUUGCUGCUGUAGACAUCCAGUCAACUCAAGAUCUAGAGACAGAGGUUUCUCUCAAAAACACAGAGAGUAAAGUAGAGACCGAAGAGGUUGCAGUUGAAGCCAGUGUUGAGAAAGAAAAAGAGACUCCGUCGGGUACAGUUGAAGUAAAGACCGAAGACCAGCAGGAAGGUGUUAAAGUUUCUGAGACUCAGUCGAAGGAAGAAGUUGCUGAAAUCCGCGAAGAACCCAAGUCUGAAGCCAAAGAAGAGAAGGUUCCAGAAGCUGUCGAAGAGGCAAUCGUUGAAGCCGUUCAAGAACAGAAAAAAGCGGAGGUCGGGGUUGAAGAGAAGAGCAAACCUGCUGAGGAAGAGGUAAAGGAAGAAGAGAAGGAGAUACGCAAACCCAGGAGAUUUGAAGAAGACGUUUUAGAAGAGAGGGAGAUCAAACUAAAAAGAUUUGACGACGAGCCAAAGAAGAAGGAAGAAGAGAAAGAAAAAGUCAAAAAAGAAGAGGAAGAAGUUGUUCCGAAGCCUAGGAGGUUUGAAGAAGACGUAUUAGAAGAACGGGAAAUCAAGCUAAAGAGAUUUGACGACGAGCCGAAAAAGAAGGAAGAAGUAAAAGAAGAGAAAGACGAAGUAAAAGAAGAAGAGGAAGUUCGUAAACCUAAGAGAUUUGAAGAAGACGUCCUAGAAGAGAGGGAAAUCAAACUAAAGAGAUUUGACGACGAACCAAAACAGAAGGAAGAAGCUACAGAAGAGAAAGAAGAAGUAAAGAAAGAAGAGGAGGUUCGUAAGCCUAAACGUUUUGAGGAAGACGUAUUAGAAGAGAGGGAAAUUAAGUUAAAGAGAUUUGACGACGAACCAAAAAAGAAGGAAGAAGUAAAGGAAGAGAAAGAAGAAGUCACAGUAGAGGAAGAAGUUCGAAAGCCAAGGAAGUUUGAAGAAGACGUAUUAGAAGAACGGGAAAUCAAGCUAAAGAGAUUUGACGACGAGCCGAAAAAGAAGGAAGAAGUAAAAGAAGAGAAAGAAGAAGUAAAAGAAGAAGAGGAAGUUCGUAAACCUAAGAGAUUUGAAGAAGACGUCCUAGAAGAGAGGGAAAUCAAACUAAAGAGAUUUGACGACGAACCAAAAAAGAAAGAGGAAUUGAAGGAAGAGAAAGAAGAAAAGAAGGAGCAAGAGGAAGAAAAAGAAGAAGUUCGUAAACCUAAAAAGUUUGAGGAAGACGUAUUAGAGGAAAGAGAAAUCAAAUUGAAGCGUUUUGACGAAGAGGCAAAGAAAGAAGAAAAAGUAGAAGAAAAGGAAGACAAGGAAACAAGACAGGCAGAGGAAACCAAACCAGUCAAAGAAGAAGAGACAAAAGAGACAGUAGAAGAGAAACAAGAGGUACGCAAACCAAAGAAAUUCGAAGAAGACGUCUUAGAGGAGAGAGAGAUCAAACUCAAGCGGUUUGACGAGGACGAGAAGAAAGAGGAACCCAAGGAGGUAAAAGAAGAAGCUGUCAAGGAAGAGAAAAAGGACGAGAAGGAAGACAAGGAGUUGAAAGAAGAAAAGGAAGAAGUACGAAAGCCGAGGAGAUUUGAAGAAGACGUUUUAGAGGAACGAGAGAUCAAGUUAAAGAGGUUUGAAGAAGAACCAAAGGAAAAGAAAGAAGAACCAGUAAAGGAGAAGGAAGAAGUAAAAGAAGAAAAGAAAGAGGUAGCCAAACAGAAAGAGGAAGUCAAGGAAGAAGUCAAGGAAGAAAAAGAGGAAGUGCGCAAACCAAGGCGAUUUGAGGAAGACGUCUUAGAGGAAAGAGAAAUCAAACUUAAGAAGUUCGAAGAAGUCAAAGAAGAAAAGAAAGAGGUAAAGAAAGCCGAGGAGGUUAAAGAAGAGGAGAAAGUAGAAGCGAAGAAAGAAUCUCGAAAACCAGCAGCACCUCAAUUCAAAGGAAGCAUGGACAACUGUGUGACAGAGCUGGGCGACAUGGCUCGCUUCGACUGCCGCGUGUCUGCCUACCCAGACCCUAAUAUCACUUGGUUCAAGGACGGUCACAAGGUGACCGCUAGUGACAAGCAUGAGCUGGUGAACUUCCACGAUGAUAUCUUCUCCCUGCUCAUCAAGAAGGUGGACAUGGACGACGGCGGACGCUACACGUGCCUGGCCAAGAAUGAGUACGGAGAGGCGAAAUCAGAGGCCCUUCUCAACGUGGUUGGUCUCAAAGAGAAGAUCAAAGACGCCCACGUAGCUCCGACUUUUCUCACCAAGUUCUACGACAUGGAGGCCGUGGAGGGCGUGCCCGUGGAGUUUGUUUGCGUAGUGGACGGUAACCCUGACCCCGUGGUCACCUGGAUCCUCAACGGGAAGGAGGUGGAGAACAGCUCGGAGAUCCUCACCCGUCGCCAGGACGACUCGGUCAUGCUGGCAUUCAGGUAG